AUGUCGACCUCCCAGACGCGCCCCAGAACUCCGCCCUCAGACUAUGGACCCUCACUCACCCCACCAACGCUCGAAGAAAUUAAUCUCUGUCAUGUGUCCAUAGACGUAGAAGCAAGCGAGAAUAAGCCCAAAGGCUCACCGCCAUCAGCCACAGAAGACAACGUAGUUACUUCUGCGGAAACAGAAGAAGCAAACGACAAUAACAACAACAGUGGAACUUCCAAUGACGUCGACCUAUGUUGUUCAUUAAUCGUUCAUUUGG
This is a messenger RNA of Paraglomus occultum, 262 nucleotides long. The record is from the annotation of a GenBank genome assembly. NCBI's taxonomy places the organism in Eukaryota, Fungi, Glomeromycota, Glomeromycetes, Paraglomerales, Paraglomeraceae.